Messenger RNA from Chironomus riparius, 14409 nucleotides. The record is from the annotation of a GenBank genome assembly. Lineage: Eukaryota; Metazoa; Arthropoda; Insecta; Diptera; Chironomidae.
AUGGAUGGAAAUGCCCAGAAUAUGUAUCAUGGAGGACAAGGCGACGCUUAUUACAGAUACGAUCCGACAGCGCCAAGAGGAAUGGGUCCACCGCCUGGCUAUGGAGCACCACCACGACAACGAGCUCCUAUGCCUUUACAUCAGCAACAGCCCCAAUAUCCUACUUACCAACCGACCGAUAGUAUGUACUCGAUGAGUGCUGAUCAGCAUGCUAGCAUGAGCCUGAGUGAUAUUACUGGAUGGAGUACUCCACAAUCCGUUCCACCACAGCCUUAUGGCCAACCAAUGGGUUAUGGAACACAUCCACAAGCUCCUCAAGCCACACAAAGACAACCUCAAAGCUAUCGGCAACACAUGUCUAGUUAUCCGCAAGAUCCGAAACAAAUGCAAACUGCAUAUACAACACAACAGAAUAUGAUGGGAAGUAUGAUUCCACAACAAGGAUAUCCAUCAAUUCCUCAAUCUCAACAUCAACAGCAAGCCCAACAGAGGAUAACUCAACAUUAUCCGCAAAGCGGUCAUCAAAUGUAUGGAACACCACCUCAACAAACACCUGCACAAGCUUAUGCUGGAUAUGGAGUUCAGCAUCAAGCUACACGUACAGCAACAAAUCAACAUCCCGCAUAUGGUCAUCAAUUAGAUCAAACGGGAUAUGGACAUUUAGCAAAUCAAGGUCCAGUCGGCUUACCGCCAAUUCCAAUCCAACAAACACAAUCCCAUUUAAGUCAAACGGCUCAAAGUCAUCAGCAGCAACAGCAAUUACAUCAAUUACAACAUCCGACAAUGAACUCAGCGGCACAACAGCAGCCUGUAUUAGGAUCUACUCAUGGUACUCAACAGCAAGCUCAAACCCAACAAUCUCAUAUAGCACCGCAAACGCAGCAUUCUGCAUCGACUAUGCUCCAUACAUCAACUGCGACUCAACAGCAGCAACAACAACAGACACAUCAAACUACAUUAAGUGCUCAGCAGCAGCAGGCUGGUCAACAGACUCAUCAGCAACUAACACAGGGACAUAAUCCUGCCUCUAUGCCUCAUCAAAUGGGACAUAGUAUGUUGCCAAGUUAUGGAAGUCAGUUGACUGGAACUCAAACUGUCGCACCACCACAAGUACCAACUUACUUACCGAAUUCCAAACAAGCACCUGCCACACAACAACAACAACAACAACAACUUGGAAAUAGUCCACAAUAUCGUGCGCCUUUUCCUCAAUUAUCGCCACAAAUGAGUCCAAGACCUCAAAUGUCACCUCAUCCUCACCCGCAAAUGUCACCGAGACCAGUAAUGUCACCUGCCAAACCGCCAGUGGUACCAACUCAAAAUCAACAAGUGCAACAGCAAUCAUCAAAUAAUCAGUCUCCACAUCCUCACAUACCAAGUCCUAGUGCACGAUCACAAUCAUCUCUCCCGUCAAUGCAAGGAGCAACGGUGAAGAGUUCAAUUGCGCCAUCGAAUACAUUACAGGCAUUGGAGCAAAUGGUUAUGCCCAGUACGAAUUCAACUGGAAUUGAUUAUAAUCAAACAAAUUAUCGACAACAAACACUUCCAUCUAUGCCAAAUAAUCCAUUGUCGCCAUCACCACUCGGUACACAUGUAUCGAUGUCACCACAACAUCAACAAUGGCCUCCUCAUAGAUCACAAAUGAAUGGAAGCAGUCAUAUAAAUAUGAUGACGACUCAUUCGCAGUUGCAAAUGUCCCAACAAAUUCCACAAAAUCAAACGAGUCAAAUGAUGGGUCAAAUGCAGAUGCCUGAUUUAAUGUCUACAGCUGGACAAAAUCAGCAGACACCCAUUCAAGUAAUUCCACCGCCAACUAAUCAGCUUCAGCAACAAACGACUUAUAAUAGCUACGAAGAUAUGACUCAACAGCAGCAAAAAACACAACUUGAAUCAAUACAUAAACCUUAUGAGAACUUAACACCAUCAAUUCCUUCCCAACAAGUACAGCAACAAUUAGGAAAUGCUAUGAGCAUGUUAUCGCCUCAGCAGCAACAACAAAUUGAACCACAACAGGAUCAGUAUUCAGUUGGUCUACAAGUAACAACAAACCAAUCCUCAUUAUCAACAUUAGAAUCAACAGAUCAAUCGUCAGAUCUUAAUUUACUUGAUAGUUAUUCGAAUAGUGCAACAGUAAAUACAUCAAAUCUAUCGUCGACAGCACAAAAAUCAAGCAUUGAUGAUUCACUGCUCUCUCAAACCACCAAUGAAAAUAGUCAAAGUAGUCAAAUAAGUGAUAAUGCCAAUAGUAUGAUGCAAACAAAUAGUUUCAACAAUGAUGCAAUGCAGGACGAAAAUGCAAAUCAACAGUCGACAAUGGAUCAAGAUGUUAAUUCAUAUCUUGAUAGUGACAAAAAUGAAGAGUAUGGUAAUCAACCAGUCCCACAAAAGAGCUCAACAGACAAUGACGAUGAGCAAGAUGCAUUGAGUUUACCACAAAUGCAACAGGAUACAGGAAGUGAUAAAAUUGAUAAUCUAGAAUUUGGUUUUGGUUCCGAAAUACAAAAGCCCAAAUCUGCUGAUUCAACAAUGAUUAGUGAAAAUGAUAAGCAAAUAACGAACGAAUUGACAAAUGUUGGAGCGGAAAUUACAAAUAAGAUUGAAAACAUUCCAUCACAAUCAAAAAUGGAAUCUGGUAUGAUAACAGCAUAUCCACCACAACAAACACCAAUCCAAACAUAUAAUAUGGGAUAUAAUAUGCAACAAUCUCCAUAUAAUACAAUGCCACAUCAUCAAGAGAGAACGAUGAUACAACAGCAAUUAAGUGAGCUUUAUACAUUACCACCUUCAACUGAGAAUCAAGAGAAGAUUCUUAAGCAUCAAGAGAGGAUUAAUAUUUUACAACAACAUGAGACGACAGAUCAGUGUUUAGGCGGUACACCAUCAUGUAUCCUUCAAAAUCCAAUGUUUUCAAUGAUUGACUCGCCUCAAGUAACGAGCACAACUGGUCGAGGUCGUGGACGAAGUAAUUCAUCAAAACAGAGAAAACCACGCUCAAAGAAGUCUGAAAAACAAUCACAAGCACAAGCGACUGAGGAAAGCUUAUCAAAUACUAUUAAUACAUCAAAUCUACCCGUUUCUGAGGAUUCAGUGACAGCAGGAACUGGAGAUAUUUCACAAAUUUAUUCAGAGGAUCAUGAUAUGGCUGAUAUCUCACAAGAUAAUUCUUUAUGUGAUUUAGAUACAUCAACAGAUGCAAGUGGUAAAAAGAUUAAGAAACCACGAAAGCCACGUGCACCAAAACCUCCAAAAGAACCAAAAAGUCCUAAAGAGUCGAAAAAGAAGAAGGAAAAGGACCCUGAAAAGUCGAAAAAGAAAACAAAGAAAGGAGCUGUUUCGGACGAGAAUUCCGUUUCACAUGACAAUAAUAGUACUGAAUUUUCAAAGCUUACAAGUGAAGGUGAGGAGAAUCAAUCACUUGCGUCACUUAUGCAUAAUCAAAAUUCCACUGAUGCCAAUUCAGGUGAAGGAAAUGAAAAUGUCGAAGGUGAGGAAAGCAAGAGUGAACUCGAACCGAAACUUGACGAUGAAGUUACUGAUUUUGAUGAUAUUCCGGUAUCUAAAAUUUCUGUCCAAAGUCUUCUCGAUGAGAAAGAAAAGGCUGCAUUGUCUGACGAAGCUGCAUUGAGUGAUGUUUUAUCCACAAAUGAAGAUGAUUCACCAUUUAAAAAGAAAAAGAACAAGAGUGGAGAUCGUAGAAGGAGUGGAAUGUGUAAGCCACGCGCACGAAAAGGUGGUUUCGGUGGUAAAUCAAAUCGAAGAUCAAAUCGUGGUAAAAUUGUUCAGGAUUCUGGCGAUGAAGCAGACGAUAUGAUUGCUACACCACCUGCAUCACCAACUGGCGAUGAUGCUGAAAUUGAUAGUUCGAAACGACGAUCAGCUAGAAAUACACAACGAAAGAAGUAUACUGAUGAUGCCAUGUUGAGAUUCUCUGAUGAGGAAGGUGGUUUGAUUGUUUCACCAGUCAAACAAGGUACACCAAAAGCCACAGAUGACAGUAAGAAAGAAAAAGGUGAAGAUGGUGCCGAUAUCAAUCCAACUGAGUCUACAGAUGGACAACCUAAGGUUGAAGGCACUGAAAAAAUCAUUCCACCAGAAGAUGUUAGUAAUAAGCCAAAUUAUGUAUAUAUCAAUACCUCCGAUGAAGACACAAUGAUAGUACAGUUUGUGUUAGCAUCGAGAAUGGGUAAACGUGAGUUAAAACCUGAUCCACCACCGCCUCCUCCAGUACCUGUUGAAGUAAAGAAAGAAGAAACAGAGGGUGUGGAUACAAAAACUGAAUCGAGUGAAAUGAAGACUGAAUCAAGUGAUGUGAGUACUGAAGUCAGUGCCGAAGUUAAAGAAGAAAAGAGUGAAAAAGUCGAAGGUGAGGAGAUAAAGGAAUCUGAAAGCUCAGAAGAAAAGAAAGAAAUUGAAAGUGAAAUUAAAGCCGAUGAAACUAAAGAGGAGGAAUCGAAAAUGGAAGUAGAUGAUGAGAUUAAAGACGAAGAACAAGAAAAAGAACAAGAAGUGAUAGAAAAGGUUUCAGAAGAGCCCACGGAGCCAAAAGAAUCGACUGAUGAAAUAAAAGAGACCGAACUUGUAAAGGAGGAAUCACCAAUUACAACUGAUGAAGGUUCAACAGAAACAAAGGAGACUAUCGAUGUCGAUCCUGAAGAGAAAUCAGCUGAAGUUAAGACAGAAGUAAAGCCAGAAGUUCCAGAAGUCAAAGAGGAAAAACCUGAGCCAGUUUUUGUUGAAGUUGAAGAAUUCUUAGUCAAGUACCGAAACUUUUCAUAUUUACAUUGUGAAUGGCGCACAGAAGAGGAACUACUGAAAGGUGAUAAGCGUGUUAGUAACAAAAUAAGACGUUUCCAACAAAAGCAAGCUCAACAAUUUAAUAUUUUUGAAAAUCUCGAAGAAGAUCCAUUCAAUCCAGACUUUGUAGAAGUCGAUAGAAUCUUGGAUGCAUCUGAGCAUACAGAUGAAGAAGGAAAUAAGAAUAAGCAUUAUUUAGUAAAGUGGAAGAGCUUGGCUUAUGAAGAUAGUACAUGGGAGUUAGAAGAAGAUGUCGAUGAGGAUAAAGUGGAACAAUUUGAAAAAUUCAACAAAAUUCCCCCUAAAAAUGAAUGGAAAUUCAAGAAACGUCCACAUCCUGAUCAAUGGAAGCAACUUGAUAAAACGCCUUCGUUCAAAGGAGGAAAUUCUUUGAGACCAUAUCAACUUGAAGGAUUGAAUUGGUUGAAAUAUUCAUGGUACAAGGGAAACAACUGUAUCUUAGCUGAUGAAAUGGGUCUUGGUAAAACAAUUCAGAGUCUCACAUUUGUAAAUUCAGUUCAUGAAUAUGGCAUUCGAGGUCCAUUCCUUGUCAUUGCACCAUUAUCAACAAUUCCUAACUGGCAACGUGAGUUCGAGGGAUGGACUGAUUUAAAUGUAAUUGUUUAUCAUGGUUCAGCUACCAGUCGACAAAUGCUUCAGGAUUAUGAAAUAUACUACAAGCUUGACAGUGGCAAGCCAUUAAAAGAUAUCACAAAGUUUAAUGUACUGAUUACAACAUUCGAAAUGAUUGUGACAGAUUAUCAAGACUUGAGCAAUUUCAAUUUCCGUGUCUGUGUCAUUGAUGAAGCACAUCGUUUGAAAAAUCGCAAUUGUAAAUUAUUGGAAGGUUUACGUCAAUUAAAUUUGGAGCAUCGUGUGCUUUUGUCUGGUACACCAUUACAGAAUAAUGUCAAUGAACUUUUCUCGUUACUUAAUUUCCUCGAACCUACACAAUUUGCAUCUAAUGAAGAUUUCUUGAGGGAAUUUGGAAGUUUGAGAACUGAAAGUGAAGUAAUGAAGCUUCAGGCAUUGUUGAAGCCUAUGAUGUUGCGUAGAUUGAAGGAUGAUGUAGAAAAGUCACUUGCACCGAAAGAAGAAACAAUAGUUGAAGUUGAACUUACAAAUAUCCAAAAGAAAUAUUAUCGUGGUAUUUUGGAACAGAAUUUUUCAUUCUUACAAAAAGGCACAACAGCUGCAAAUAUUCCAAAUCUUAUGAAUACAAUGAUGGAAUUGAGAAAAUGCUGUAUUCAUCCAUACCUCCUGAAUGGUGCUGAAGACCAAAUUCAAUAUGAAUGGAAAGUUACUCACGGUGAUGUUGGUGAUGGAUACUACAAAAAUAUUGUCAACGCAUCUGGUAAAAUGGUCUUAAUUGACAAAUUAUUACCAAAGUUGAAAGCAAAUGGACAUCGUGUAUUGAUUUUCAGUCAGAUGGUUCGGUGUCUUGACAUUCUCGAAGAUUACUUAGUAUUUAAGAAAUAUCCAUUUGAAAGAAUUGAUGGACGAAUUCGUGGAAAUCUUCGUCAAGCAGCUAUCGAUCGAUUCAGUAAGCCUGAUUCUGAUCGUUUUGUAUUCUUAUUGUGUACAAAAGCUGGUGGUUUAGGUAUCAAUUUGACUGCUGCUGAUACUGUCAUUAUUUAUGAUUCUGAUUGGAAUCCACAGAAUGAUUUGCAAGCUCAAGCACGUUGCCAUCGCAUUGGUCAACAAAAGAUGGUUAAAAUUUAUCGUCUAUUGUGUCGUAACACAUAUGAACGUGAAAUGUUCGAUAAAGCAUCACUAAAACUUGGUCUUGACAAAGCCAUUUUGCAGAGUAUGAAUACAGUUCAAGGAAAAGAAGGAAAUAAUAAGCAGCUGUCAAAGAAAGAAAUUGAAGAUUUGCUUAAGAAAGGUGCUUAUGGAGCUGUCAUGGACGAUGACAAUGCUGGAGAUAAGUUCUGUGAAGAAGACAUUGAUUCAAUUCUGGAACGUCGUACACAAAUUAUCACAAUGGAGAUUGAAAAGGGCUCAACUUUCUCAAAAGCUUCAUUUGCUUCGUCAAGCAAUCGCUCAGAUAUUGCAAUUGAUGAUCCUGAUUUUUGGAACAAAUGGGCAAAGAAAGCUGAAAUCGAUCCAACGGCUUGUGAGAAGGAUGAGAUUGAAGAUUUGAUUUUAGCUGAACCACGUCGUCGUACACAAAUCAAACGUUAUGGUCAUGAAGAUGUUAUGGAUAUGUCUGAAGAAUCUACUGGUAUAGAAACAGAUGAAGAAGGAGGAGGUAUUGGAUUAAGAAGUAAAAAGAAUCGCAAAGAUAAAUUACGUAGAGGAAAGCAUAUUGAGGAUUAUAUACCACGUGAUCGUGAUACAUUAGCAGCACUUGGCUUUGAAGAUGUAUCAUACGGUUCAUGGGCUCGUUCAGAAUGCUUUAAAGUUGAAAAGGGAUUACUUUCAUUUGGUUGGGGACGUUGGAAUGAAAUCUUAGAGCAAGGCGCUUUUAAGCGAGGAUGGAAGGAUAGCGACAUUGAAGAUUGUGCGAGAAUAAUUCUUUUGUUCUGCCUUCAACGCUACCAAGGCGAUGAGAAAAUCAAAACAUUUAUUUGGGAUUUAAUAAAACCGCGUGGAGUUGGCGAGGAUAGUACGAUAGCACGAAAUCAUAGUGGACUGCAUAAUUUGGUGCCGAGAGGACGUAAUGCAAAAGGUCGCAAGGGCAAAUGUAUGAUGCCAGGCAAUGGAAAAGAACCUGAUAGUGCAGGACCAUCGUCACCUCGUGCAUCAUCAUCUGCUUCAAGCACUGUUAGUGCAUUAGAUGAUAAUCAUUGGAGUAAGGAUGAUAAAUAUGAUGCUGAAUCGUACUUAGAAAUUAAUUACAAAAAACAUUUGACACGUCAUGCCAAUAAAGUAUUACUUCGUGUUCGAAUGCUUUAUUAUAUCAAACAUGAAGUUAUUGGUGAUUACGUUCAACAAAUUCAGGACGGAGUGCCAAUCAGCGAUCUCCCAAUUCGCCCACCACCCACAACCGAUGCCCUACCAUGCUCAUGGUGGAAUCCAAAAUGUUGUGACAAGAGUUUAUUGGUUGGAACGUAUAAACAUGGAUGUGAAAUGUAUCGUCAAAUUCGAGCCGAUCCAACGUUGUGUUUUAUUACUCAUUGCGGUCCCGGUGAUGUUGCUGAUGAUAGUUCGAUGAUUAGUAAAGAACAUGAUGACGAGACAAAUUCUAAGCAUGGCGAUGUCGAUGAAAAUGAUGAAGAGGUCCGAUCAACCAAAGAUGGCGAAGAUCGACCAAGUUCAUCGGGUCUUGAUGAUGAGGAUGCUACAAUCCACUUAUCAUCUGAAACAGAUCCAAAUCUCAUUUGGCCAACAAUGCAAGAUCUCAACACGCGCUUACGUCGCGUCAUCACAUCUUAUCAGCGUAACUAUAAGAAAGAAGAAUUAAAACAGCAACAGAAAGCUAAGUUGCAAUCUAUUGUACCACCGGGACAGAGUGGAACAAAUAAUUCAGGAAAUAUGAAUGCUAAUAAUCCAACACCAAGCACUUCAUAUUCAUCGGCUGCAAUGGCUGCAUCACUCGCUCAACAGCAACAAACAAAUAUGAAGAUGAGUCAACAGUCACAAGUACCACCAAUGCCAUCGGCUGCUGACAUAAGUUUGUUGCUUAGUUUGGGCAUGGGCGGUCUUGAUGCAUCACAAUUAGCAAACCUUGACUUACAGAAACUUGCGAUGUAUUUGAAAAUGGAACGACGUGAAAAAAUUGAACAAGUUGUACGUGAACGGGAAAAAACACGAUUUGAACAAAUUCCGAAAAGAUGGACUCGACGUGAUGAAAACGAAUUCCUACGUGUACUUACUGGUUAUGGAAUUGAUUUACAACAGCACACAACAGUUCCGAUGCCUGAUUGGUCUAGAUUCAAGACAUUUGCAAAGCUUGAUAAGAAAACCGAUGAGAAUCUUAGUGAUUAUUAUAAGGUAUUCAUUGCUAUGUGCAAACGACAAGCAGGCGAAAAGCUUCUUGAAGAAGAGAAGGGCUUAGAAGGAAUUAUCGAUGAUAUUGGCGAAGACCAUGCCAAACUUAUCCUUGAUCGUCUCGAAUUACUCUCGAAACUUCGUGAAGUUGCCAAACAUCCAAAACUUGAUGAGCGUUUGAAGCUAUGUGAAAAUAAUUUGGAUACACCAGAUUGGUGGGAGUCAGGCAAACAUGAUCGUGAACUUAUUCGUGCUGUUUUGAAAUAUGGAUUGUAUAGAUCAGAUCAGUAUAUUCUUAAUGAUCCAGAUUUUCCAUUUGCUGAAGCUGAAAAGCGAUAUAUUAAGAGCUUAGAGAUUCUUAAAUCAUUCAAGUUUGAUAAUCCAGCUGAUUUGUUCAAAUUUGCUAUGGGAGAGAUUCCAGCACCAGUAAAAGCUAGCGAAAAACCAAAAGAAGUAAAAGAAAAAGUUGAAAUUCCAAAAGUAGAAAAGGCAAAGGAGGACAUUAAAGCACCAUCAGUAGAAAAGGAAAUUGAAAAGCCAGUAGAAGAGAAACUUAUCGAUGAUUCAGCUAAAGUUGAAGAAGAACUGCCAAAAUCACCAGAAAAGUCGGAUGUUGAGGAACUCACUGUUGAACCAGAAAUUCCAUUGGAACUAACAAAAGAAGAUGAAAAAUCAGAAUCAGCUGAUGAAAAGUCUUUAAAUGAGAAAAUGGAAGUUGAUGAAAAAUCUGAGGAAUCAACAGAUGAAGUAAAGGAAUCGACCGAAGAAAAAAUGGAAGUUGAUGAAGUACCCAAAGUUGAAUCACCAGAAGAAUCGACUCCAAUAAUUGAAUCAGAAUUAGAGGAAGUUAAAGAAGUCGAGGAAGAUAAGGAUGAGCCAAAGAUUGAAGAAGACAAACAAUCAGAACCAGAAAAGGUUAUUGAAGAAAUUGAAACUCCAAAAUCACCAGUUAAAAUCGCUGAAAAGUCUGAAGAUGAAGAAAAAUCAUCAGUUGAAGAAAAGAUAGAAGAGAAGCCAAUUGAAAUCAAACAAGAGCGUCCUGAAGGAGAACCUAAAAUUAUUGACACUGUUGUUAUUGAUGAUGAUGACACACUUCCUGAAAAACCAACAUUAGAACCAGAAUCAACAUCUAAACAUGCAGCAGAAUUACGUGCUCGUUUCCCUGACUUGGAAAUAUUCCAACCUUUAAUGAAGUUGAAGCAACUCGAUUCAAUGUUAUUAAAGGGUGAUGUCAAGGACAAUUUAAAGGCACUAUCUCGUGUCUUUGAUACAUCAAUGAUUGUCAGAUGGUUCCGUGAAUUUGCACUUGAAAAGCGCAUUAGUCACAUAAUUUAUUGUGUUGAAAAAGGCACAUGGCCUGUUGGAAAAUCAUAUUCUGCAUAUUCAGGCUGUCUAGGUAUUGAUUUAGACUUGCCACUUUAUGAGACAGUUAAACGUCUUAAUGCUGAUAAGCGUUCAAGCUCAAGCACACCAGAUAUCAUUACAAUUACCACUGAUCAUCAUCAGAUGAGUAAAUCACAACUUUCUAAUCAAUUGCAAUCACAAAUGCAAAGUAUGGUCGAUUCUAUGGCUACAAAAGGCAAGGGCAAAGGUCAAAAGCGUCACAUCGCCAUCGAUGUUGAAACUGAACGUGCUAAGCUACAUGCUUUGUUAAAUAAUACAGUUCCAGUUGGAAGUCAAGGACAGAAAGGUUCAGCUUAUCAUGAAGAUGAACAAGAAGGAAGACGUUCCUCAAGUGGUGGGCAAUCAUUACAACCACCACCAGCACAUCAGCAUGGAGGUUCUCGUGGAUCAAUAAAUCAAUAUAAACCAACUGUUACAAUUCCUGGAACCUCCAGUACAUUAACACCAAUUGAUUUAUCAUCAAGCUUACCAAAAAUGCGCAUUGCUGACAUUUUACGUAAACCACAAGCACAACUUGGUGACAUGAGUGAAGUUCAAGAUUUUUCGAUGGGUAAAAGCAGAGGCUCUAAUCCACAUCCACAAACAUCACCAACAUCAGCAUUAGCUGGUGCUGCUGGAAAAGGAAAACUUAAUGACAUGCUUUCAAAAUUAAUGAAAAAGAACAAUAUCGCAAUGGAUGAUAAUAAUCAACAACAACAGCAACAGCAGCAACAACAACAACAAACAGAACCAUUAAGCAAAGAGAAGAAAAGAAGGAAGUUGGAUGAAAUUGUUAUGGGAUUGUCAGCAUCUUCGGCAUCUAAGGAACAAAAAUCAGUUUUUGGAGAUCCAGGAUUGUCACAUUCAUCUUCUAAAAAACCACAAGUUACACCAAGCGUUUCUGUUACACCAACAAAUGCUCCAUCACAGUCACAACAACAAAGCAAUCAAAAGCCAUUCACAAUAACUGUUACAAGUGUUCCAGGCAAGAGCUCUUCAAAAUCAUCAUCACAGUCAGCAUCUGGAACAUCAGGCAUUGCUGCUUUACAAAAUAUGAGUGGAAUGUCUUCAAAGGACAGUAUGAAUGCAAUGAUCUUGCAAGCAGCUCAGGCUGAACAACAAGCUUUCUUGAAACAACAACAAAAGAUUUUGCAGUCAAUUCCUGCUAAUUCUCCUCAACGAAAGGCUUAUGAGGCUAUGUUUAAUGAAAUGAAGCAAGCAUUAGAACUUAGUUCCAAGUUGGGAAGUUAUGGUUCUGGUGGUGUUCAAGAUGCAAAAGUUAAUAAAUGGUUGGCAGAACAAACUGCAGCAUUGACUGAACAAGCAUUGAAUAUGGAAUAUUUGUCAAGAGCUGCUGCAGCAUCUGGCGGUUCCACAUCACAAUCACAAUCACAGUCACAAUCAUCUAAUAGACGUUCAUCUUCACAACAGUCACAUCAACAACAAUCAAGUCAUCAGUCAUCUGGUAAUAAUAAUCAAUCUAAUAAUUCGAGACAAAGAAGCAGUCAAUCAAGUUCAUCAAAUGCUGAUGCUAAUGCUAUGGCAAACAUAAAUUGGAAUAGCUUGACAGGAGAAGAAAAUGUUAGUGUAGUACAUAAAGUUACUGGCAAGCGUAUAACUGGAAGAAAUGCUCCACAACUUAAACGCUUAUCACAAUGGCUUAAGGAAAAUCCAAUGUACGAAAUUGAUCCUAAAUGGACAGAGAGUUUGACAAUGCCAUCAGCUUCAACAUCUUCAUCUCAAUCAUCAAUGAGAGAAAAGCAAUCACAUUCAAAUGAAAUGACAAUGUCAAAGACACAAUCUUCAUCUAAUGCAUCAAUGAAUCGUUCUGGAUCAAGCUCGAAUCAAUAUGGAAAUUCGUCUCAAAACGCAGCUGGAUCUUCAUCAUCAUCAUCAGCUAAUAAGAAGCAAUCAAGCAGCUCAGCAAGUGCUUCAGCCGCAGCUGCUGCUAAUAUGGCUAAUUUCCAAGGUCUUGCUGGUUUGAAUGCUAACUUAUUAUCAAGCUUACCAGGUUUGGGAGGUUUUGAUCCAAAGAAUCCACUUGCAUCGAUGAUGCCAUUUGCUGGAAUGCCUGGACUAGGGUCCAUGGGUAAUAUGAAUAAUAUGAAUAACAUGAAUUUGUUUGGAAAUCUUGCUGCACUUGGUGGACUUGCAGGAAUGGAUGCACAAAGUCUAGCUGCUGUUAUGGCUGCAGCAAGUUUAGAUCCAACAGCACUUGCUAAAUCUCUUGGGGCUACCUCUGGAUCAACCCAGAGUCCUUCAAGCAAUCAAAGCAGUUCAAAUAAAGCAAGAAAAUCUACUGACUCGUCAUCAUCACAACAACAGCAACAAUCUUCGAGCUCAUCUAAACAAUCGUCUAGUUCUGCAUCACAGGCUGCAGCUCAAGCUGCUGCAAAUUUGGCAAAUAAUCCAGCUUUCCCAUUCUUUUUCCCAAAUCCGAGUCUAUUGUAUACUCCAUUGGGUCUGAGUGGAUUAAAUCCGUACUCAAUGCCAGGUGGAAUGUCUGCAUAUGAUCAAUUGGCACAACAAUGUAAUUUAUUAAAUGGUGCUGGAAUGAGUGGAUCAUCGACACAAACUACUAAUACAUCAUCAUCACGUCAAGCAUCAAAUAAGAACACAAAUACAUCUUCAAGUUCUUCAUCCAGAACUGCUGCUUUAAGUAGUUCAUCAGGACAUCAACAGACAUCAUCACCAAGUAGUAAGAGUUCUCGUAAUUCUUCAAGUGCUAUGAAUUCAAUGUCAUCAGCUGCUGCACGAGAUGCACAAUUGCAAUCAUUAUUAUUGCCACAUGAUACACACUUGCUUGAAUCAUUAUCAAGAGCAACAGGUCUUGAUAUUAGUCAGAGUAAUAACAGAUCAAGUAAUCAAUCAAGCUCUCAAGAUAAGCGCAGUAAUGCAGCACAACAAGCCAAUAAAGAGGCAAUGGAGAAAUUAGAACGUGAUCGUAGAAAGUUGUUGGAAUCAUUGACUAGAAAUGGAUUCCCAACUGAUUUUGCAACAAUGCAAGCAUUAGCAAAAAUGCCACCAGGUCUUGGCAUGUCUACAUCUUCACCAUCAUCAUCAUCGAAGAGCUCAGCAAAGGAUAUUCCAUUACCAUUGCCAGCUGACUUUAGUCAAGCAUUGUUUGCAGAAAUGAUGGCUCAAACUGCUGCAGCAGUCGGCGGAGGUUCAUCAUCAUCAUCUUCAAAGAGAGCACGUGAACAAGAAAUGAAAGAAGCAUUUGAACAAAUGAGUAAGAAUCCAGUUGAAAUGCUUGCACGUAGCUUAGGUGUUGGACCAAAUAUCUCAUUAAUUCCAACAUCAUCUGCAUCAAGUAUGCAUGAAUCGAAGAGAAUGCGUCAAGAUACUUCAUCAUCUGCAGCUGCAAUUUCAUUAACACCGACUUCAUCAAAAUCAUCGAAUGAAAUGAGAUCUCAUUCACAUGCACAUGAUGACAUGAAAGCAUCGCCACGUUCAACAAGAUCGAAUGAAAGUACAAGAGAUAGACAUCAAGAACAACAAGAUAAAGUCACAUUGACACCCGUUUCAGCAGCAAGUAUUGGUGCAUCAUUGCCAUCACAGACAACAAUUUCAUUGGCAACACCAUCUGGUUCUAAUGAACGUACUUCAACAAGUUCUUCAAAGGAUCGUUCUGAACGUGAUUCGUCAAGAGAACAUAAUAUUGAGCGUUCCUCACAUCAUUCACCAAAGGCACGUGAACAGCCAACAAACUUGUCAACAACAAAGGAACGUGAAGAACGAAUUGAACGCAGUGAGCGUAAUGUAGAACGUGCUGAGAAUUUAAAAAUGUCAAUUUCUGAGCCAGUUCCACAACCAAAACAGGAAGAACCUCGUCCUAUUCCUCCACCUCAACAGCAGCAGCAACAACAACAGCAACAACAACAACAACAUCAUGCUCAUGAUCCAAACAUGGAUAUUGAAGAUUUAAUUGAACAUUCAAAAGUCUCAAAAGGAGGUGAAUUGCAGGUCGAUGAGCAGCCAGCUGAACAGAAACAACAACAUACACAAUCACAAAAAUCUGACGAUUCAAGUAAGGAACAGGAUCAAAAUCAACAAGAGGAAAAUACAAGUGAUGAAAGCGACAGACGAUCAACUCGUCGUACACGCUCAAAACGCCCUCGAAGUGGUGAAGAUAUGGAAGUAGCAGUUCCAGAACGAAAGCGUGAAUUAAGAUCCAGUGCUGGUCGAUUAGCAGCUGCAGCUGCUGCUCGAAUGGCCGCUGAAGCAAAAUUAGCACAACAACAAGCAGCUGCUGAAGCACAAAAUGCAUCAAAUUCUGAAAACAAAGAAAUUGAAUGA